This is a messenger RNA of Choloepus didactylus (southern two-toed sloth), 1490 nucleotides long. RefSeq names its product outer dense fiber of sperm tails 3B (gene CIMAP1B). Gene Ontology annotation, cellular component: cytoskeleton. The record is from RefSeq and is a predicted model, not a curated record. The transcript is spliced from 7 exons. Lineage: Eukaryota; Metazoa; Chordata; Mammalia; Pilosa; Megalonychidae. The coding region runs from base 266 to 1444 and encodes 392 amino acids.
GUUAGAUGGCUGAUUCUGACCCGGGGGAAAGAAACUAUGACAACAUGUUGAAAAUGCUGUCAGACCUGAAUAAGGACUUGGAAAAGCUGUUAGAAGAGAUGGAGAAAAUCUCAGGUCUGUCCAAUUCUGGGUGGACGGCUGCGUUCUGUCCUGCGGCCUGGAGCCCCAGGACGGGGAGGAGAGGCCCUGCGGGCGGUGGUGCGGACGGAGCCGCGUCGGGGCUGGGGGCAGUCGGUCCGGUUGCCAGGAGGCGGCACCGGACACAAUGGGGCCUGGGAGGCGGCUGGGCGGGGCGGGAACCCAGCUGAGAGCCGCCUCCCCUCCCUGCCUUCCCGCGCCGGGAGCCACCAGCACAGGUGAGUCCUUCAACUUCAGGGCCUUCCCUCGGGGACCCCGGGAAGUCCCCUCCCUGCAGCUGGGGAGCGAACCGCGCGCGGGCGCACACCUCCCUGCUGAACUCCUCUGGGGAGGAGAGGGGAUGACCCGAGGCUGCGCCCCCACCCCACGCCCCCAUCGCGCCCGGGAAGCGACUGUUUGCUUCCCGGCGCCUGGGCUACCGGGUGGGCCCCGCCCCCGGCGUGGGCUGAGCGGGAGGUGCGCGGGCGAGUCCGGGGCGGAGGGGCCGCGGCCGCCACCGUCUGUCCACAGGUGCCGCAGGCCGCGCGCGCCCGCCACCCGCGCCAUGGGCUCGGACGUCUGGGUCGGCCCCUGGCGGCCACACCGGCCCCGCGGGCCCAUCGCGGCGCUGCACAGCGGCCCGGGGCCCAAGUACAAGCUGCCGCCGAACACCGGCUACAUCCUCCACGACCCGUCGCGGCCCCGCGCCCCGGCCUACACCUUCGGCGCCCGCCUCCCCACGCAGCGGCUGUCGUGCAGCCCCGGGCCCGGCCUCCUGGUGCCCGCAGGCCUGACGGAGCGCGGCCCCGACGGCGCCCCCGCCUACUCCAUCUACGGCCGCCCCCGCGACGCCGCGCGCUUCCUCACGCCCGGACCGGGCAGGUACUUCCCAGAGCGAGCAGGGAACGUGGCGUACCGCAGCGCGCCUCGGCACACCAUAGCUCCCCGAAACUGGGGAGUCCAAGCCGAACAGCAAACGCCAGGCCCCGGGACCUACACGGUGCCCUCGCUCUUGGGCUCCCACGUCGUCGGCAAAGUCUCGGCUCCAACUUACUCCAUCUACGGCCGCAGCGCAGUGGGCAGCUUCUUCGAGGACCUCAGCAAGACCCCGGGCCCCUGCGCCUACCACGUGGUGAGCCCUGGGGUCUACAAGCCCCGGGCCCCCCAGUUCACGAUGCUGGCACGGACUUCUCUUCCCCAAGACAACACUCUAAAGCCGGGGCCCGCAGCCUACCACGUGGACCAGCACCGGAAGCCUCGCGGCUGGAGCUUCGGGAUCCGGCACUCGGACUUCCUGGCUCCGAUGGUGACCCAAGCGGAUAACUGACCCGCCCCGCGGGCGCAGUUCCCCAAUGUCACUAAAAGCUCCAGCG